GCUGCGCGAGCUGCGCGUUCAGGAGCGGAGGGCUCGGCGCGCGCGGGCCGGGGCGAUGGCCGCGGAAGACGAGAGCGCGAGCGAUCUUAUAAAACAUGUUCUUUCGCAGCCGGGAAACGAGGCGUGCGCGGACUGCGGGUCGCUCGGGCCACAGUGGGGUUCCACUUCUCUGGGCGUGCUCCUCUGUCAAGCUUGUUCCAUUAUACAUAAGAAAAUUCUGCCUGCAAACAAGGUGAAGCACCUGUCCAGCUGGGAGGUCCCUGAGCUGAAGACCCUGGCAGAAAACGGGAAUGCGGCAGCAAAGGCCAAAUAUGAAGUCGUCAUGCCAAUCUACUACUACAGGCCCAGACGUAACGAUUGCCAAGUGCUGAAGGAAGAGUGGGUCAAGGCCAAGUAUGAGCGGCAAGAAUUUGUGGAUCCCAUGAAAAAGCAGAGCUACCAGGAGGAGGUGAGGGAAGGCUGGCUGAUGAAGCUGGGCCGUGACAACGGCCUUUUCUUAAAACGGAAGUUUGUUCUCAGAGAGAAGGACGGCAAACUGAAAUACUACCCGAAGGAAGACGAGAAAGACCCCAAAGCGGUGAUCAACGUGGAAACCAUGAAUCCCACCUUCCAACCGGAAAAAAUUGGCCACCGCAACGGCUUACAGAUCACCUACCAGAAGGAACACCGAACCCGCAACCUCUUCCUCUACCACGAGGAUGGCAAGGAGAUCGUGGACUGGUUCAACACCAUCAGGGCAGUUCAGUUCAAAUGGCUCAAAUUAGCUUUUCCAGCAGAAGGUGAUCAGGAGCUCUUGAAAAGACUCCCAAGGAACUUCCUGAAGGAGGGGUUCAUGGAGAAGACAGGACCAAAGAAAACGGAGAGCUUCAAGAAGCGCUGGUUCACGUUGGACAAGAGGCGGCUGUUGUACUUCUGUGAUCCUUUGGAUGCUUUCCCUAAAGGAGAGGUGUUCCUAGGCCACAAGGACAAUGGCUACAGUGCCGGUCUGGGGCUUCCAAAGGGCACCGAGUCUAAUGGGGCAUGGAAACACGGAAUCACCCUGGAUACACCAAAACGCUGUUACCUGUUUACCUGUGAGUCAGAGGGAGACCAGAAAGACUGGCUGGAUCACUUCAAUGCGAUCAUUAACACAGCGAUGUCCCCGCACGACUAUGCCCAGGAGUCCCUCCUGAAACACAAGUAGAGGAGAGCGAAAGGAGGCCCUUCGUAGCUGCAAUGGACUAUGGUACCAAUCACUUUAUACUAUCAAGUUGGACUGCGACGUCCUUGUUUCCAAGGAAUGGAGUUUUUCAACAAACCAUUGCGGCGCCCGUUGUCUCCACACCACGACCCUGUGAUUUUUGAAUAAUAUGCUGUAUACAGUACAUCACAGUAACACAAUCGAAUACUGUAUGUAACGUGUCUUUCUUUUCGAGUUGUUGAUCAAUAAACGAAAAUCAGAUUUA
Messenger RNA from Scleropages formosus (Asian bonytongue), 1445 nucleotides. Its product is annotated as arf-GAP with dual PH domain-containing protein 1-like. Gene Ontology annotation, cellular component: intracellular membrane-bounded organelle; cytoplasm; plasma membrane. The transcript has 11 exons. Bases 56 to 1183 code for a protein of 375 amino acids. The record is from RefSeq and is a predicted model, not a curated record. Gene Ontology annotation, biological process: positive regulation of GTPase activity. Lineage: Eukaryota; Metazoa; Chordata; Actinopteri; Osteoglossiformes; Osteoglossidae. Gene Ontology annotation, molecular function: GTPase activator activity; phosphatidylinositol-3,4,5-trisphosphate binding; phosphatidylinositol bisphosphate binding.